AUGAAGCGAGUCUCAACACCGCUAGCGCUGUCGCCGUGGGAGCAGUUGGUGGUGGCCAGGUUCGCGUACGCGCUGUUCGCUGUUCUGUCGGUGCAUCUCGUUCUGCUUGCACUGUGCUUGGCGAUUGUUCGGCGAGGACAGACGCUGCUGUUCGGUCAGUGGGAGGAGAUCUCCGGCGUAAAGCUGGUGGCGUGGGCUGCGCUGCUGUUCUAUUGUGGUACUAGCGGCCUACUAGCACUCGUGCUGAAGAGUAAGCGAGCGGCGGCCAAGCACGCGCUAGGGUGCUGGAUGCUGUUAUUGGUGCUGCACACGUCGCACCUUGUCGUCACGGUGUCGCCUGCAGUGCCCCACGAUAACUCGCACUCGUGGACGACAUGCCAGAUGAUGGUGCAAGUGCUGACGGACGCCAUGAGCUGCAGCUUCCUCGUCUGGCUGCUGCGGCAACGAAAUGGCGUCCACGACAAGGAGGAUAGUUUGCGCCAGCCUCUGCUUCCAGUUGUAAGCAUGGAAGAUGCUCAUGAUGGUGCCGAGUACAGUAGCCGAACCACAUAG
Molecule: messenger RNA, 552 nt
Organism: Phytophthora sojae
Lineage: Eukaryota; Oomycota; Peronosporomycetes; Peronosporales; Peronosporaceae
Exons: 1
Coding region: 1-552 (183 amino acids)
Source: RefSeq, a predicted model, not a curated record